This is a messenger RNA of Cajanus cajan (pigeon pea), 1516 nucleotides long. Its product is annotated as diacylglycerol O-acyltransferase 2D. Gene Ontology annotation, molecular function: diacylglycerol O-acyltransferase activity. NCBI's taxonomy places the organism in Eukaryota, Viridiplantae, Streptophyta, Magnoliopsida, Fabales, Fabaceae. Gene Ontology annotation, cellular component: endoplasmic reticulum membrane. Gene Ontology annotation, biological process: triglyceride biosynthetic process. The record is from RefSeq and is a predicted model, not a curated record.
CUCCGAGAGACGAAGCCACGUGACAUUUCAACCCCUAUUUACUCGACGCCCCUCACCAGUCCCUUCCUUCAUAAUAAGACCACCACGCUCCCUCUUCCUGCACCCGCAAACAAACAUGCAGCGCGCGGCGGCGACCACGGACCAGCCACGGCGGAGCUCCGGCCACGCGGCGGCGGAGGCGGAGGAGAAGGUCUUCAGGGGCAGCGAGCAAUUCUCCGACGCCUCAUCGAGUUUUCUGAAGACGGUUUUGGCCCUCGCGCUGUGGCUCGGAGCCAUUCACUUCAACGCAGCGUUGCUGCUCUUCGCGCUUCUCUUCCUCUCUCUCCACCAAGCGCUAUUGCUUUUUGCCCUGCUUUUUGUUUUGAUGGUGAUUCCUGUGAAUGAAAAGAGCAAUUUCGGUCGCAAAUUGUCAAGGUACAUAUGCAAGCACGUUUGUGGUUACUUUCCUGUCACGCUUCAUGUAGAGGAUAUAAAGGCCUUCCAUCCCAAUCGCGCUUAUGUUUUUGGUUAUGAACCACAUUCAGUUUUGCCGAUUGGAGUUGUCGCUUUAGCUGACAACACAGGCUUUAUGCCUCUACCUAAAAUAAAAGUUCUUGCUAGCAGUGCGGUAUUUUACACACCAUUUUUGAGACACAUAUGGACAUGGUUGGGUCUGACACCAGCAUCAAGGAAAAGGUUUACCUCCCUAUUAGACGCUGGCUAUAGUUGUAUCUUAAUACCUGGUGGAGUGCAAGAAACAUUUCUCAUGGAGCAUGGUUCUGAGAUUGCCUUUCUUAAGGCUAGAAGAGGAUUUGUCCGCAUAGCAAUGGAGAAGGGAAAACCCCUGGUUCCAGUUUUCUGCUUUGGGCAGUCAAAUGUUUAUAAGUGGUGGAAACCAGGUGGCAAGUUAAUUCUGAAUUUCGCAAGGGCUAUCAAGUUCACCCCAAUAUAUUUUUGGGGAAUUUUUGGAUCUCCAUUACCAUUUAAACAUCCAAUGCAUGUGGUGGUGGGUAGACCAAUUGAGCUCGAAAAAAACCCAGAGCCAACUCCUGAGGAGGUUGCCAAAAUACAUAGCCAGUUUGUUGAAGCACUUCAAGAUCUAUUUGAACGGCACAAAGCUCGAGCGGGACAUCCAAACCUUGAGUUAAGAAUUGUUUGAUAAGGUCAGAACUUGGACCCGUAUUUUCAUUGGGGGUUAGUUACACUUGUCUCCUCUAGGUUAAGCUAGGCUUUAUUUGGGAGCUUUGAAGAUGGAGUGGAGUGGUUCAUGAUUAAUUUAAUUUGGAAUGGGGGUUAGUUGAAAUAAUACUGUUGGUUGAAUGAGAAGGGAGAUGUCCCUAUUGUUUUAGAAGUCAAAAAGGGUCAUUAAUGGUGUAAAUUAUAAUUUUUUUUUUGUCCAUGGACAUGAUACAUGUAGUAUCUCAAAGUUGACAAUCAAGUGCUAAUUUAUGCUUACAGAAUGUGAUUUCUGCUUGCCAAUGUAAAUUUAAUUGUGUUUGAACAAUUUAUAUCAAAAAUAUUUAUAAUGUAAGAUUAA